Molecule: messenger RNA, 617 nt
Organism: Parastagonospora nodorum SN15
Lineage: Eukaryota; Fungi; Ascomycota; Dothideomycetes; Pleosporales; Phaeosphaeriaceae
Exons: 3
Coding region: 64-390 (108 amino acids)
Biological process (GO): ribosomal large subunit biogenesis; cytoplasmic translation
Cellular component (GO): ribosome; cytosolic large ribosomal subunit
Molecular function (GO): structural constituent of ribosome
Source: RefSeq, a predicted model, not a curated record
GCAACACCACGACCACGGUCUCGAUACCCUUCUCCCAAAUCACCCGGAAGCAAAUCGUUCGCCAUGUCUGAGAAGUCCCACCGUCUCUAUGUCAAGGGAAAGCACAUUUCCUAUCAGCGAGGAAAGCGCAACACCAACCCCGGCACUUCGCUUUUGAAGCUCGAGGGUGUUGACAACACCGAGGCGGCAAACUGGUACUGCGGCAAGCGCGUAGCCUACGUCUACCGUGCUCAGAGGGCCAUCCAGGGCUCCAAGAUCCGCGUCAUCUGGGGCAAGGUCACCCGGCCACACGGCAACAGCGGUGCCGUUCGCGCCAAAUUCAGGUCCAACCUGCCUCCCAAGUCUUUCGGUGCCUCCGUCCGCGUCAUGCUUUACCCUUCUUCGAUAUAAUCCCCGUCACGACUCUGGGUAUGGAAACGAACGAUAGAUGAGCGAUGGAGUGGAGGGUGACACGGCGCAAAACUCGGGCGAAGAGCGAGAGAAUGGCAGCAGAGACAUUCAUGCUCGUCCUCUUUCUCAUGGCAUGUUCAGGCUGGUUCACGGUGUCAUUGUUUUCGGAAAAUCCAUGACAAUGGCGAAAUCAAUCAAGAUUCCUUCCAAGAUCAAUCAAAAAUGAU